AAGUUAAUUAACAAGCUAAUUUAGUUCAAGGUUAAACCUUUCCUUGAGAGUAUAAAAAAAAAAUUAAGAACAUGGGUGUCACUGUCAAUGCUGAGAUUGAGUUUCCAGCCAUUGAGUUCCGUUCAUCAGAUUUGAAGCGAGGAACCGAUGGAUGGCGCCAUUUGUGCAAAAAGGUUCAAGAGGCUUGUGAGAAAUUCGGUUGUUUUGAGGUGGUGUAUGAUACGAUAUCGACGAAAGUCCGAGAAGAGACUUUUGGGUUGAUGAAAGAAUUGGUUGAGGUCCCGGUGGAACGGAAACAAAAGAACACUAGUCCCAUGCCUUACCAUGGCUGGGUUGGACCAUGCGAGCAAGUUUCUUUGUUGUAUGAAGGCUUCGGAAUUGGAAAUGCCUCCAACUAUGAUUGUGUUAAAAGUUUUACUCAACUUAUGUGGCCUGAAGGUCACCCACACUUUUGCGACACUAUAUAUACCAUGGGAACACAAAUGGAGGAGCUAAACAAGUUAAUCUGGUUAAUGCUAAUUGAUAGCUAUGGAUUAGGAGAUGACUCACUGAAGUUGAACUACACAACAUUAGUGCGGAUGAUGAAAUACAUGGCUCCUCCACCAGGGGAGUAUGAGAGAGGACUUUUUGCUCAUACUGAUAAACCAGUCAGUACACUUAUUUGUGAGGAUCAAGUUUCAGGAUUGGAAAUUGAGGUCAACGACGGCCAAUGGAUCAAGUUGACCAAUCUAUCUCCUUCUUCUUUUGUUUUUGUAGUUGGAGAUCCUCUCAAGGCAUGGAGUAAUGGGAGGUUGAAAUCAGUAAAUCACAGAGUGAUGAUGAGCGGAGACAAAGAUCGAUACUCUAUAGCAGCCUUUGUCAUUCCAAAUGAGGGUACUAUAAUCAGGACACCCGAAGAGCUUAUAGAUGACCAACAUCCUCGGCUUUUCAAGGACUUCGAUUUCAUGGAUUUCUUCCUUUUUGCCUUUUCCGACCCAGCAAAGCACAUCGACAACGGGGAGUUGCUCCAUGUCUUUGCUGGCCUCUCACCACCAGUUUCCAAUUAAAAUCAUGCCCAUAUCGACAAGUAAAAUCCAGUAAAAUCAAUGUUACAAAUAAUAAACUGAGUUCUAUACUCGAGAUUUGCGUUCUUGUAUUGUACUACUAUGUUAUGGUUAGUAAUAAUUUUAUAAUUGUAUUGUACCAAAGGUUACUAAAUAUUGUACAAUUGAGUCUAUUUAUAUGUACUUUUCGAUUAAUUAAUUAUAUAGAAAUUAUAAUAA
This is a messenger RNA of Gossypium raimondii (Peruvian cotton), 1262 nucleotides long. Its product is annotated as probable 2-oxoglutarate-dependent dioxygenase AOP1. Gene Ontology annotation, molecular function: dioxygenase activity. The record is from RefSeq and is a predicted model, not a curated record. The coding region runs from base 72 to 1046 and encodes 324 amino acids. NCBI's taxonomy places the organism in Eukaryota, Viridiplantae, Streptophyta, Magnoliopsida, Malvales, Malvaceae. The transcript has 3 exons.